Messenger RNA from Musca domestica (house fly), 11629 nucleotides. It is a transcript of the gene nocte, whose product is annotated as hornerin. The transcript is spliced from 7 exons. Gene Ontology annotation, biological process: cell differentiation. The coding region runs from base 1704 to 9758 and encodes 2684 amino acids. Lineage: Eukaryota; Metazoa; Arthropoda; Insecta; Diptera; Muscidae. The record is from RefSeq and is a predicted model, not a curated record.
CUAAAAGUCGAGCUACUUAUCCCUAACUAGACAAGCAGCAAAUUAUAAUUUGUCUGAGUGAUUUUCUGUCCUGUUCGCCCAGAAUUAAAAUUAAAAAAUAAAAUUUAGUUUUACAUCCAAACGUUUUUACGUUUCAUAAAUCAAAAAAGCAAAAGAAAAAAGUUUAGCAAACGUGUGUCCGGAAAAUUAGCUCAACAGCGAAGCGAAAAUAAAGUGUAAAAUUCAUAUGAAAAAAUUGCAUUCCAAUUCCUUCUCCAUACAAGAAAAAGAAAAAAAAAAAAGAAUCGGUGAAGAAGAAAAAAGAAAACGAAUUGGAUUUUUUUCGGUACAAAAAACGCACACACACACUGGUGUGAGUGACAGAGAACGAGUGAGUGAGACAUUUGUAUGGUAGAGAAGAGAAUAAUUGUGUAGUUGCAAAAAUAAAGGCAAAAUAAAACUUGAAAAAGUUAUUUGGUUUUACACUUUCUGCAAACACGACGACGACAACGUUUGAAGUAAAAAAGAAGAAGAAUAAGUGUCAAAAAUAAUUAAUUUUUGCUGGAUGGUUAGACGGUGUGUUGUGUGUGCUAAUGUUUUAAGCUGGAAAUUGUUGUUUGACGACGAGAAAAGUUCAUCAGUCCAUUAUAAGAGCAACGAACUAGGGCGAAAUACAACAUCUGAUGAAAGGAAAAAAAAUUGAAGGAGGAUUGAAAGAAGGAUAAACAGAAGACUGAAGUUUAAUUAAUAAACUUACAUUAACGGAAUAUAACUACAAAUAAAAUCCUAAGUAAAUCAAACUAUUAUUUACAACAUUAGAAGUCACCCAUAUAUAGGAAAAACAUCCAUUUGCGAGAUAGCCAAGAACAAUAUCGGCGACAUUCAACAACAGUCAGACUAAGUAGGAAAGAAAAACCAGAAAGAAAGGAACAUUAACUCGAAACUCUCUCACAACCAAAAUAAACUGAAAAAGUAUUCACGAAAGGGGAAACAAGCCUAAACAACAACAACAAACAAAAAACAACAACCUGCCAAACAUUUUUUUUUCAUUUGGAACAAAAACAAAAUUGAAACCAAAAACUCAUUACUUCUUUGUUUUCCGUUUUCCGGCAUAUAUAGAACGCUCUAAUCACAACAACAACUGCAAUUACUAUUAAAAAGAAAAAAAAAGAAACCAACAACAACAACACACACACAAUCGCAAAACAACAAAAGAAAAUCCUAUUGUUUUUGCAUAAACAAUACCAAGAGAUAUAAGUGGAGCAACAACCACAUAAACGGAGGAAGAAUAUAUCCAUCCCAACAACAACUGCAACAAACCUCUUCUGCCCAACAACAAUUGUGCAAUUUCAUAAUUGUUGAUUGAGAAGAUUUCUAAAGCCAGCACUCUUGUAGGUGGAAAGAGAGGGGGAGAAAUAGAGAUCAAAUUGAAAUCUGCAACAAAAGCCAACUUGAAUCCUAUUUUCAAUUUUCAACAGUGAAAGGCAUAUUGGUCUUUGGUUCUUUUGGAAAAAAUAGAAAACAAAAAACCAAAAACUAGGCUUUUACAACAAACACCCCCAAAAACGAGCAAACCAACACCAACCAGAGCAGCAGUAGCAGCCCGCCAAACAGCUAGCCAGCCAGCCAACCAGCCAGCAGCCCCCCUAAAUAAACAGAUCCGAAGAAGAGAGGUGCUUGGUGCACAAGGGGCAAGUUAACGCUAAUGAGGAUCUAUUGGCAGCAUGAGUACACUGGGGGGAAGUAGGGGAGAGCGAAAUGCCAAGCCCAAGUUCUCAGCACUCGAUAUAAAUCGAAUGUACAAAAAUAGUCGUGGUGAAACGACAGAGCCUUCAGCACAAAAAAACCAAGUGCCACGUAAACAUGGAAUGCAAAUUUUGGGCAAAGUGCCGUCCGCUCGGCGACCACCAGCUAAUCUACCAUCCUUAAAAGCUGAAACAACUAGUUCGCCAACUAUUGCUAAUAAUAAUACAACAACAACUGGUCAAGAAGGAGGCGUACAAACACCAACGUCCGGCCCUACAAAUAACCCAUUGAAAAGUACCACAGCAACAAAGAGCAGCAGCGGCAGCAACAUCAAUAGUAACAUUACAAACAACAACAGUAGUAACAGCCACCACAGCAGCAGCAACAACAGCAGAGACAGCGGCAACAAUAACAACAACCCCAUUGGCAAUAACAAUAGCGGCAACAGCAGCGGCGGUACUGUUAUCGGCGGUGUUGGGAGUAAAUUAAUUCUCAACUCUUCAACAUCUGUUGGCAAUAAGAGUGGCGGCGGCGGAGGAGGAGGAGGUAGCGGCAGUCAAUCUCAUCACCACCACAGUCAACAAAAACCAAUAACAUGGUCUGCUGUAACGACAGGCAACGACAACCAACGAGGUGGCAAACCGACAGCCACAGUACCACCACUCUACCAGAGUCCACAGUUUCAGCACGAAUUUCCGACUUUGGAUGGCACAGUUGGCGGCGCCGGAAGCGGUGGCAAUGUGAAUGCGAAUCGCAGAAGUGGAGGCGGCGGCGAACGAGAACGAGAUCGUGGCGAAAAGGAGUAUCAUCAUCAACAUCAGCAGCAACAACAACAACAGCACCACCAUCAUCAUUCGAACUCGAAUCAUCAGAAUUAUCAUCAUCAUCAGCGUGGCAAUGGUGGUGGCGAUUAUCAUCAUGGCGAACGUGGCGGCGGAGAUCGAGAACGUGGCAGCGGCGGUCGGCAUCACCAUCAACGCAACGAUCCACACAAUUACAGAGAUGGCAACGAAGGCGGCGGAGACGGUGGUGGUCGUGGUGGCAGUGGAAACGGCGAUAUAUCUCGCGAAAUGAACGAAGUCAGUCUGAGACCACAAACAAAUACUGCCGCCUGGCUGGAGCAACAGGAAAAGAAUGCCAAGGGUGCGGCAGCCGACAGCCAAUCGAACCAUCAGGGCCAGGGCCCCCAGACUAGUUCGGUUGCAAAUCCAAGCGCUGCAGUCCCACUACCAAUUUUGUCACUAAUGCCGUCGUUCAUGCAGCGCGGUGUGCCCCUGCCAGCCAACAGUGGGGGAGGGGUAGGAGGAGUUGGUGGCGGCAUUACAUCAAGCUCCAGUGGACGUUCGCAGACUCCACCCAACUAUCAAAACGGACUAACAAAGGACUCGUCAUCGUCAUCAGUGAACAUAAGGCCUCAACCUCGCGGAAAUGCACAAGAUUAUCAUCGCUCGAAUUCGGCUGGCGUCAGUAGCAGUUUCCGCCAAGCAACUGCUCUACCCAAACGUCCACCUUUACUAAAUACUCCACCGCCCACAAAUGGUGGAGGUGGUGGUGGUGUUGGUGGUAAUGGAAGCGGCGUUGGUGGCAAUAAUGGUCAUCGCAAAGACAAGGAAUACAUUGUUGAACCGGAAGUGGCCCAAAUGCAACGACCCAUUAUACGCGAAGAGGACUUGGAACGACUAAAUGCAAUUGCCAACGAUGACAGCUGGACAAAACAGGAGGAUAUCGAUUACACCAAGAAACUGACCUUCUCGGACGAUGAGUCUCCGGAGGAUACCCCGACCCAGGAACGUGAACGACCAGUAUUCAAUAAGAACAGUGGCAAUCUCAAUGACCAACGUAAAAACUCCAAUGCCAGUGGUUCAUCGUCGACAGCUGGUGGUGGUAGUUGGCAAAGAAAGGAUCGAGACAGUUCGGAACGGGACAAGUCAUCUGCGGGUGUUGGUGGAGGAGGGGGUGAUAAUGUUGAAGAUACCCGACACCAAAACGGUCAUCGUCCCGGUGUUGGUACUGGCGGCAUUACCAUUGAUGCUAGCGUGUAUGAGAGAUUAAAGCAACGUAAGGAGGAGGAAGAACGUCGUGACAUGGAACGUAAAUUGGCAGCAGCUAGAAAGAAACAGGAGUUGGAAAUGAAAAUCAAUAGCAAAAAAUCUGCCACAGGUGGUGGAGAUUCCAGCUAUGAUCAACAACCGGCGGGAGGAAGUGGUAUGUCGACCUCAUCUACUGCCGGUUCAGUUGAUGAAAAUACUACCCGUCGCAGUGGUGGAAGUUAUGAACGUUCUAGCACAGCAGAACGGGGAGAACGGGGAGAACGUGGCGGUGGAAGUCGUGCAGGUGGUUAUGACUCCCGAGAUGUGCGAUCAGCUACAGACUAUUCUCGCGGCAGUGGUUCUGGUAAUAUAUCCACCAUGAAUGCCACCAACUCAGGAUCCAUUGGAGGAGUUGGCUCGGGUGGCUCCAACGGACCACCUGGGUCAAAAACUGUAUUCUCGGCCCAUUUCCAAUCUAAUUUACCACCACGUUUUCUGCGCCAACAACAGGCAGGUGGUACUAGUAGCAGUAGUAGCUUGGGUCCCGGUCGUUCUGGACCCAAUAGCAACAGUGGUAGCGGCGGAGGCUUGGAAAAAUCGUCAUCUUCCUCAAUGAACUAUGAAAAUACGCGCUACAUGCAAAAGGGCGGAUCAUCAAGUGGUGGUCCCCAGCGUAGUACAGGAGGUUCAGGACCACGUGGCGAGUAUCGUGACAACUAUACCAGAAGUGGUGGUUAUCGUUCGCGAAACGACAGCGAUCGGGAUGAUGAUCGUUAUCACAGUCGCGGCGGCGGUGGUGGUGGCAAUAGAGGAGAUGACUAUGGCCGCAACAGCAGCUUAGCUAGCGGACCCAAUCAAUUGUCCCGCAGUAUUUCCGACACAUCUCAACGCAAGACAAGUGUUUCAUCAAAUGACGAGUCGAUAAAAUUAGGCUACUCGGGAGAUUCAACCAAUUUCGGAAGUGGCAUUGUAUCCUCGUGGGCCGAGGAGACCGAAAUGGAGUUGAAAAGGCAAAGGGAUGAAAGUUUCUCCUCAUCACACAGCCAUGACUCAAUACCCAUUAAAAUUCUGCAACGGCCCCACACCCAGAAGAGUGUAUCAGAGGAAGAAAGUCCUCCACAGCUGCAACACAAACAACAUCGCAUCAGUGAAAGCAGUGACCAGGCAUCGACAAGUUCUUUUGCUCCCACCCAAAUUCUGCGUCGUUCCGAAUCGAUUGAACAUCAGAAAUUAAGUUCAAAUUCGACAUCGUCGCUGGGUGGUGUUGGACAUUCAGAUAUGCACGCCUCGAAAUUGGCAGAGAGUAAGCAGGCGGAGGAGGAACAGGAGCAUAAUGCUGCGACCGAAUCACCGGUGGUCUCGGAUACGCAAAAGCAAAAUGACUCAAUGAAUUCGUUAUCUCCUUCGACAACAGCUACGGGUAAUGAGUCUGACUCCCAUGGUAAACAGCAGCAACAACAAGCAGAGCAGGGAGAACGUAGUGGCUCGUCGGCAGGUGUGACAGCUGCACCACAACCCCAAAGGGAGAAACGACCUAGUCCCAGAAGCGGUGGAGGCAGCAGUUCCGGUCGUGAUCGCGACCGCGAUAGAGACCGAGAUCGUGAUCGUGAUCGUGAGCGCGACAUGCGUGUUUCCCAUAGUCGCACUUUCAAUGCCAGUGGUAGUUCCUAUCGCGGCAAUCGCGAUAGUGGUUGGAAUCAACGAGGUGGAAAUUCAAGAGGCGGCCGUUAUCAAGGCCCUGAAGACCAUUACCUGGAUCAUGAAGACGACGACAUGAUGGAGGAGGGUGGCGGUGGUGGUGGAUAUGGCAGUGGCAGGCGUUCGGAACGCAGCCCUAAAGUACCACGCAAAGAUGGUGGCCGUGGAGGAGGUGAUCGUGAUCGCGACCGAGGCGGUCGUGGUUCUGAUCGCGAUGAUCGUGGAUUUGCCCCCAGGGGAGAGCCAUCACGGCGAGGUCGUGGUGGUGGCGGUAACAUGGGUGACCGUGGUAUAGCAUCGUUAUCGUAUCGACGCAGUAACGAUGGACGUUCUUCGGCAUCGGGUGGACAGCGUCAAUAUGGUCGCCAGAGUUAUCAGGACGAUCACAAGGACAUGAAACGGACUUCAGAGUCAUCGGAGACAAACAACUCGGAUUUGGAUAAGACCAAACAAAAUCAAAUGGCUCUAAGUGCAGGUCUAUCAAAGGUUGGUAAGGACAUAAAGGAUGGCGGAGAGCGCAACAACACCAACCAAUCCUCUUCGUCAGCGGCGUCCUCCACUGGCAACCAAGUUGCUAACAAGCAGACAACCCCGCCUCAACAGCAACAGAAAAAAACGAGCGAAAGUGAGAAGAAAACAUCAGCGUCGUCAUCAUCGACCACACCAUCUAAGCAACAACAGUCUCAGACUAGAAAAGAAAGUGUUUCUAGCAGCAAAACUGACGACGAGAUGCGGACAAGCAACACAACUCUUGAACGGGAGAAGAAAUCAGCUUCCAAGGAAAAAGACAUUCCUGCAUCGGGCAGCAUUAACGCUUUGCCCUCCAACUCAAACUCUACCAGUACGGCGGCAUCCACAAGAAGCACAAAUGCAGCAGCAUCAUCAUCUGGUGGAGCGUCUAAUGCAUCUAUGAGCGCGGGAUCGCAACAACAAGCCGCUAAGAAACAGGAUCUACAAAUGACAACACUGCCAACAACUGUUGCUCAACAGGGUUCAUCCAGUGGUGGAGCACAAGCUAAUAAAUCAGCAACCCCCACAGGAGGUAGCCUUCAGCAGCAACAGCAUCAAUCAUCAACCCUAACAAAGACUCCAACUGGAUUGGGAAGUCUUAAAUCGACUGGAUCGUCGGCUAGUAUUGCUUCGAUUGGAUCGACAACCUCGACAUCUCAACAAAAGUCCACAACACAAGAUUCCAAGAGUGGAAAAUCGGAUAAUGCUCCUCUCAGCAGCAGCAAUAAUGUUUCGGCUGGACAGAAGCUGGAAAAUGAAAAGAAUAAGUUGGGCUCUCUGGGAUCUCUGAGUAGUUUGGAGGGCAAAUCAAAUAAUUCAACCCUCUUGAUAGAUGGUGCCCCGGUCAAUACUAUCAUCUUUGAAAAUACCCACUACAAACAACAGGUACAGGCUGCCCAAAUGAAACGUUCAUCGGAAUCUUUGGUGGUCACCUCAUCGGUGGUAUCAAAUGUGAAUGUUUCGGUGACUGGAGUGGACACACUCUCCACUGCCCUGUCACAGAUGUCAUUUGGUGGUGGCAAUGCCACAAAACCAACGGCUACUGGAAAUGGCUCAGCAACUGCAGCGGCAGGUGGUGACUCAAAUAAUUCUCAGACUGUGCCUGGCGGUCCAUCUUCAUCCGAUUAUGACAAGGAAAUGAAGCUAGGCUUCUCAUUCGGUGAUGCGACAGAGUCGUAUACGACAGCCACUAAGGGCAUGGCCUCCAGUGGUGUUCCUGCAGACAAUGAGGCUGUGGUAAAACAGAAUAACAGUGCCCAGCAACACCAACAGCAGCAGCAACAACAACAGCAGCAGGCGCAACAAGUUGGCAUGCAACAGCAGCAACAAACACCACAACACCAGCCGCCGCAACAACAUACUCCCCAACAUCAACAACAACAGCAGCAGCAACAACAACAACAAUCUCAACAGGCCCAAAAUCUUAUCUCGGCCGCCGAUUUGAAUAUGAAAAUUGCCAGUGUCAAGAAAGUGUGGGAAAGUGUCCAACCCAUGACCUCCGAUGCGGCCACAGCUGUGCAGCAGCAAUUGCAACAGCAGCAGCAACAACAGCAAUUGCAUCACCAACAACAACAACAGCAGCAACAACAACAAAUGGAACCAGUCGAUACCAGUGGUCAUAUGACAGCGGCAUCUUUUGUUGCCGCCGUUGCAGCCUCCCAACAACAACAGCAGCAACAACAUUUGCCACAUUAUGCCGUGGCCGCAGUACACAUGCAACAUCAUGCCCUGUCAUCUCCCGGUGCGGGAGUGCCCUCGGCAUUUGGUACCCAUGCUUCACCCUUUGAUACAGCUGCUCAGCUAGAACAGCAGUUCGGACCCGCAGCAGCAGCUGCUGGGAUUGUGGUUGGAGCCGGCGAUGAUAACUCCGUUGUGGGUGGCUAUCCAAGUCCCCAACAGCAACAACAGGCAGCGGCGGCGGUGGUCCAACAGCAGCAACAACAACAGAUGAAACACUCAUCGGAAGUUGUGAAGCAACAGCAGCAACAACAGGUGUCGGCAGCGGCCAAACAAAUGCAACAACAUCAUUCGUCAUCGAUGGGUAUGUCGCCGCCACCCAAUAUGCAGCAGCAGCAACAACAGCAACACCAGCAGCAGCAACAACAACAGCAACAGUCGGCGGCUCAACAACAAAUGCACGCUCCACAACCCUUCUAUCAGGCCUCACCGCAAUUCACAGGCAUCUCCACCAUACCAUCUCCACCGGCGGCAGCCGUCGUCUUCAAUUCAUCUCAGAUGCCCCCGCCACCAUCACAAGGUGGCCUCUAUGCACCAUUCCAUUCUAUAGAUCAUUCGAACCGUUCACAAUUUUCGGCUGCUGCAGCUCACAGUUUUCCCGGACACUAUGGAGCGGCGGCAGCAGCCGGUGGCCCUUUUAAUGCCUAUCCCAUGCAAACACCGCCAAACAUGGGCACCGCACCCACACCGGAAAUAUAUUCAAACCUAACAUCGCAAUUCCGCAUGGGCGGAGGCCCUUCACCAUUCGGUAAUCCCAAUUCUCAGCAAUUGAACAAUCCCAAUGCGGCGGUAACAAUUAUUUCAUCAAAUUCCAACUCGUUAAUGUCAGCGGUGGGCUCGGUUAAACCACCACCCACCUCUCAACAAUUGGGUACCAUCGGUUCGAAGGCUGGUGGUGGCGGUGGUCCUUUUGCAGCAGCUCAACAGUACAUGAAUCUUUAUGCCACCGGUCCACCACAACAUCAAGGUGGUCCUCCCGGUCCACCACCCGGACAUCAGCUACAAUCGAACAGUUACUAUUCGAAUUCUGCCGGUGGUCCCAGUGGUCCAGCUGCAUUCUAUGGUGGUCCACCACCCCAAGGUGCCGGAGCAGCUGCCCAGAACUAUGGCCUAGCGGCAGCUGCUGCCAGCUUAUAUGGACAUGCCGGACAUCAAGGUGGUCCACCGGGUUCGAAUGGACCACCCGGACCUCCACAGGGUCCACCUGGUCCACAAUCUCAACAUACAAUGGGUAAUUUCAAUACACCAUUUAUGAACUCACAACUGCUAACGGCAGCGACAAUAAAUCAGUAUCGUGGUGGACCCACGCCCCAACAAGCGGCGGCAGCGGCUUAUAUCAAGUCGAGUCAACAGCAAGCACAUAUGCAAGAUUCGAUGGGUCGCCAGCUAAAAAGCCCUUUGGGAGCCGAUGGCAGUUUGAACCUAGUUAAACAUGCUCAAUCACAGCCCAGUCCACCACAUCUGAAGAAUUAUGGAAGUUGGGAUCAAGUUAUGCAACAACAAGCAGCCGCUCAACAACAAUCUCAACAAGCUGCCGUUCAACAGAGACUAGCAAGUGGUGGUCCCGGAGCCAACAAUCAAAAUAUGAAUCCUAAUAAUCGUGGCGGCGGUGCCGUAGGUGGACCUCCGCCCGGUGCGCAAGGUUCACAGCCAGGACGUUAUCCCACACCAAUACAGAGACCCACUAAUUAUCCCCAGCAUCCGCAAGGACCACAGAGUCAACAGCAACAAGUACAGCAGCAGCAACAGCAAGUCCAACAACAGCAACAAGUUCAAAGAGGUCAACAGCCACAGAAUCUGCGGCAGGGUGGAGGCGGCGGCGGUAAUAAUGGUGGUGGUGGUGGCCCACAAGGUGGCCCUGGUGGUCCCCAAGUUGGCGCCCAAGUUGGAGGUGGUGCUCCUGGCAAUGGAGGUGGCCCUGGUGGUCCCGGUGGCAAUAAUCAAGGAGGUGGCGGCAACAAUAAUCCACAAGCUGCCGGUCAACCUCAGCAAAUGAAUAAACCCUAUUAUGCGAACAAUGCGGCCAAUGCUGGCCCAAAUCGAGCUAAUCACAAUUAAACAACAUAGACAAAAGGCAAAUUUAUUAAAAAUUUAAAAUAAACAAAAUAACGAAAGUAAGUUUAUAAAAAGGCGCUUUUCUUUGUUUGUUUAGCCAAAAAAAAUCCCCCUCUCCACGAACCACACACAGCUAAUAGAAAAUAAUUUAUAAAGGAAUUAACAAAUAUGCAUUAACAAAAAUGAAAAAACAAAUUAUUUUCUAUUACAAAAAAAUUAAUUCAAAACGAAAUAAAGGAACACAAGAAAUAUGGAAUAACUUCAAAAGGAAAAAUAAAAUUUACCAAGCAUGGAUGAGUAUGGAAAAGAGUAUUCAGCCAUAAGACUACUUUUAAGAAGAACUACGAGAAAGAAGCGACAAAAUUACCCUUAAAUAAAAAAGGAUAAACUUUUCCAAGGAAUAUUCUGGACUUUCCCUUUCAGUCCUAUGAAAUAAAUUAAAAAGAAAACAAAAACGCAAAAAAACUACCCCAGCAAAAACCAAGAUGUAUAAUGACAAAAAGAAACACACACACACGUUUGUUAACCGGCGAACAGGAUAGAAACACUUAUGAAACAAACCAACAACAAGAAGAAAAAGAAAAAAAACUAAAGUUUAAAACAAUUUCUUAAACACAUUACUUUAUUAAUUACAAAAUAAAAGAAGAAAAAAGAAAAUGCAAAAGAGUUCAUACAACAACAACAAUGAAAAAGCAUAGCUGUUACAUUUCUUUGGCCAGAAGAAAUACAGAAACUCUUUAAAGGAAAACAAAAAUGAGAACGACUUAACCGUUAGCUCACUCUCCCCUAUACUCUCCCUCAUUUUUGGCAACAACCAGAGCUGGAAGAUGAGGAGUUAUAAAAUAAAACAAAAAACAUAACCUAAUAUUUUGAAAAUUAAAAGGAAAACAAAAUGAAAUAAAGAAAAAUAAUUAACCCAACCGAAGAGUUUUGGGAUAUAUUAAAUGAAUUCAUAUUACAUACAAACAAAAACAACAACAACAAAAUAUACAUAAAAUACAGCAUAACAUAAAUAUAUAAUUUUUUAUUCUUAAUUAUGUUUUUAUUUUCAGUUUUUUUUUUAUUUUAUAAACAAAAUAAUGGAUAAUUUUAAUGAAUAUAAUAUAUAUUUUUAUUAAAUUAUUAUAUGAAUUUCAAACAAACAAAAAAUAAAUAAAAAAAGAAUUAGCAGCAACAACAAAAAGCAGAUAAUAAUAAAAUACAAAAAAAACGUCAUUCUAUGAUUAUUAUUAAUAAUUAAUGAAGGACACACAUACACACUCCCCACAUACAUACAUAUAAAAAUAAAUUCACACACAUUUAACAAAUAAACUCUCCCCUCAUUAUCUAACACGAAUUAUAAGAAAUUACAAACAAAUAACUAUCUUAACAGAUUUACACAUAUACAAAAAAUAAAUAUAUAUAUUUUUAAUUUUUUUAUUUUUUUCCUAAUUAUUUUUGUCAUUUUAUAAUCAUUAUUAUUUUUUAAACAACAACAAAAAAUAGUUUAUAUUAUUAUUACUAUAUAAAACAAAAAUGAUGCAAAACCACUUUGAAUAACAAAAAAAUAUUUUUUAUUAAAAUGAAAAAAAAAACAGAAAAAAAAACAAACAAAUACAACAAUAAAAAAAGCCCAACAUAAAACCGAAAACCGUAGUAGGUCAUACAGCAGCCUAAUUUUCGAAGUGAGAAGAGAAUCAUAUAUAAUUAACACAAACAAACAAACAAACAAAAACAACAAAAUAUCUAUUCGAAAUUACAUUAUAAAAUUGCAUACCAACCAACAAACAAACAAAACAACAACCAACCAACAACUCUUUCUGUAACAUGAUGUUAAACAACAACAACAAAAAAUUAAAAAAAAAAUAAUAAAUACAAAAAAGCAUAUGAUGAAA